Messenger RNA from Capsaspora owczarzaki ATCC 30864, 5447 nucleotides. RefSeq names its product clathrin heavy chain 1. Lineage: Eukaryota; Filasterea; Ministeriida; Capsasporidae. The coding region runs from base 55 to 5064 and encodes 1669 amino acids. The record is from RefSeq and is a predicted model, not a curated record. Gene Ontology annotation, biological process: intracellular protein transport; receptor-mediated endocytosis. The transcript is spliced from 3 exons. Gene Ontology annotation, molecular function: structural molecule activity; clathrin light chain binding. Gene Ontology annotation, cellular component: clathrin coat of coated pit; clathrin-coated endocytic vesicle; clathrin complex.
UGCUUCGUCCAUUUUCGUUUUGUUAUUUUCUUCCAUUGCAAAAUCCAAAUCAAAAUGGCCAACUUGCCCAUCAAGUUCCAGGAGCACAUCCAGCUCCAAAAUGUGGGCAUCAACCCGGCCAACAUUGGCUUCUCCACUCUGACCAUGGAGUCGGACAAGUUCAUUUGCGUCCGCGAGAAGGUUGGCGAGCAAUCGCAGGUGGUCAUUAUCGACAUGGCGGAUCCCAAAAACCCCAUCCGCCGUCCGAUCACUGCCGACUCGGCCAUCAUGAACCCCGUCUCAAAGGUGAUUGCUCUCAAAGCCGGAAACACGCUCCAAAUCUUCAACAUUGAAAUGAAGCUCAAGGUCAAAUCGUUCAACCUGACGGAGGACGUGACGUUCUGGAAGUGGAUUUCGGUCAACACUGUGGCGCUCGUGACGGAGAGCGCCGUCUUCCACUGGUCGAUGGAGGGCGACGCCGUCCCUGCGAAGGUCUUUGACCGCCACGCAUCGCUCGCUGGCUGCCAGAUUAUCAACUACCGCGUUGACGACUCUGGCAAGUGGAACCUGCUUGUUGGUAUUUCUGCACAGCAAGGCCGCGUUGUCGGCGCCAUGCAGCUCUACUCGCACGAGCGCAAGGUCAGCCAGCCGAUCGAGGGCCACGCUGCCUCGUUUGCCCAGUUCAAGAUGGAGGGCAACGCGUCCGAGUCGACGCUGUUUGUCUUUGGCGUGCGCAACGCCCAGGGCGGCAAGCUGCACAUUAUCGAGGUUGGCACCCCCGCCGCCGGCAACCAGCCCUUCUCCAAGCGCAACGUCGAGGUCUUCUUCCCCCCGGAGGCACAGAACGACUUCCCCGUUGCCAUGCAAGUGUCCGACCGCUACAAUGUCAUCUUUUUGAUCACAAAGUACGGCUACGUGCACCUGUACGACCUGGAGACUGGCGCGUGCAUUUACAUGAACCGCAUCUCUGGCGAGACCAUUUUCGUGACCGCCCCGCACGAGGCCACCUCUGGCAUCAUUGGUGUCAACCGCAAGGGCCAAGUCCUGUCGGUCUCGGUCGACGAGAACAACAUUGUUCCCUACGUGUCCAACACGCUGCAAAACCUCGAGCUCGGAAUGCGCCUUGCCGUUCGCAACAACCUGCCCGGCGCCGACGAAAUGUUUGUCAAGCAGUUUAACAACCUGUUUGCCGCAGGCCAGGUGGCCGAGGCUGCCAAGAUUGCCGCUUCCGCGCCGCGCGGCAUUCUCCGCACCCCACAGACCAUCCAGCGCUUCCAGCAGGUCCCCACCCAGGCCGGCGCCACCUCGCCGCUCCUGCAGUACUUUUCCAUCCUGCUCGAGCAGGGCCAGCUGAACAAGUACGAGUCGAUGGAGCUUUGCCGCCCCGUGCUCCAGCAGGGCCGCAAGCAGCUGCUCGAAAAGUGGCUCAAGGAGGACAAGCUCGACUGCUCUGAGGAGCUCGGCGACCUCGUCAAGCAGUUUGACGCCACCCUUGCGCUCAGCGUCUACCUGCGCGCCUCGGUGCCCGCCAAGGUCAUUCAGUGCUUUGCCGAGACUGGCCAGUUCCAAAAGAUUGUCCUGUACGCCAAGAAGGUCAACUACACUGCAGACUAUGGCUACCUGCUGCGCGGCCUGAUGCGCAUGAACCCGGAGCAGGGCUCGCAGUUUGCCGCCAUGCUUGUCGCCGACGACCAGCCGCUCUGCGACGUUGGCUCGAUUGUCGACGUCUUUAUGGAGUUCAACCUCGUCCAGCAGUGCACGUCCUUCCUGCUCGACGCGCUCAAGAACAACCGCCCCGAGGAAGGCCCGCUCCAGACCCGCCUGCUCGAGAUGAACCUGAUGGCCGCGCCCCAGGUCGCCGACGCCAUCCUCGGCAACCAAAUGUUCACGCACUACGACCGCCCCCACGUUGCCCAGCUGUGCGAGAAGGCUGGCCUGUACCAGCGUGCGCUCGAGCACUACACUGACAUUUUCGACAUUAAGCGUGCCAUCGUCCACACCCACCUGCUCAACCCCGAGUGGCUCGUCAACUACUUUGGCACGCUUUCCGUCGCCGACUCUGUCGAGUGCCUCAAGGCCAUGCUCCAGGCCAACAUUCGCCAAAACCUCCAGGUCGUCGUCCAGAUUGCCACCAAGUACCACGAGCAGCUCACCACGACCGCGCUCAUCGACAUGUUUGAGUCGUUCAAGUCGUUCGAAGGUCUGUUCUACUUCCUCGGCUCGAUUGUCAACUUUUCGCAAGAGCCCGACGUGCACUUCAAGUACAUCCAGGCUGCCUGCAAGACUGGCCAGGUCAAGGAGGUGGAGCGCAUUUGCCGCGAGUCCAACUGCUACGAUCCCGAGCGCGUCAAGAACUUCCUCAAGGAGGCCAAGCUCACCGACCAGCUGCCGCUCAUUAUCGUGUGCGACCGCUUUGACUUUGUCCACGACCUCGUCCUCUACCUCUACCGCAACCAGCUCCAAAAGUACAUUGAGAUUUACGUGCAAAAGGUCAACCCCGCGCGUCUCCCCGUCGUCGUCGGCGGUCUUCUCGAUGUCGACUGCGCCGAGGAUGUCAUCAAGGGCCUGAUUCUGUCCGUCCGCGGCCAGUUCUCGGUCGACGACCUCGUCGAGCAGGUCGAGCAGCGCAACCGCCUCAAGCUCCUGCUCCCCUGGCUCGAGACCCGCAUCAAGGAGGGCAACAACGAGCCCGCCACCCACAACGCGCUUGCCAAGAUUUACAUUGACUCGAACACCAACCCCGAAAAGUUCCUGCGCGAAAACCAGUUCUACGACUCGCGCGUGGUCGGCAAGUACUGCGAGAAGCGCGACCCGCACCUCGCCUUUGUUGCCUACGAGCGCGGCCGUUGCGACGACGAGCUCAUCGAGGUCUGCCACCAAAACUCGCUCUUCAAGUCGGAGGCGCGCUACCUCGUCAAGAGGCGCGACCUCGACCUGUGGGCCAAGGUGCUGAUUGUCGAAAACCAGUUCCGUCGCCAGCUCAUCGACCAGGUCGUCCAGACUGCGCUGCCCGAGACCCACGACCCCGAGGAUGUCGCCAUCACCGUCCGUGCCUUCAUGAACGCCUCGCUCCCCAACGAGCUCAUCGAGCUGCUCGAGAAGAUUGUCCUCGACAACUCAAUGUUCUCGGACAACCGCAACCUCCAAAACCUGCUCAUUCUCACCGCCAUCAAGGCUGACUCGUCCCGCGUCAUGGACUACAUCAACCGUCUCGACAACUACGACGCGCCCGACAUUGCCAACAUUGCCAUUGGCUCUGAGCUGUUUGAGGAGGCGUUUGCCAUCUUUAAGAAGUUUGAGGUCAACACGUCCGCCAUCCAGGUGCUCAUCCAGCACAUUCGUUCGCUCGACCGCGCCUACGAGUUUGCCGAGCGCUGCAACCAGCCCGACGUCUGGUCGGUCCUUGCCAAGGCUCAGCUCGACGCCCUGCUCGUCAAGGAGGCCAUUGACUCGUACAUUAAGGCCGACGACCCAGCAGCGUACAUGGACGUCAUCUCUGCUGCCAACCGCUCUGGCCAGUUUGAGGACCUCGUCCGCUACCUGCAGAUGGCCCGCAAGAAGGCUCGCGAACCCUACGUCGAGACCGAGCUCAUCUUUGCCUUUGCCAAGACCAACCGUCUGGCCGACCUCGAGGACUUUAUCUCGGGCCCCAACGUUGCUCAGAUCCAGCAGGUCGGCGACCGAUGCUACGACGAGCGCAUGUUUGAGGCUGCCAAGCUGCUCUACAACAAUGUGAGCAACUUUGCUCGCCUCGCCCAGACCCUCGUCCACCUCGGCGAGUUCCAGGCUGCCGUCGACUCUGCCCGCAAGGCCAACUCGACCCGCACCUGGAAGGAGGUCUGCUUUGCCUGCGUCGAUGCCAAGGAGUUCCGCCUGGCUCAGAUUUGCGCUCUGCACAUUGUCGUCCACGCCGACGAGCUCGAGGAGCUCAUCAACUUUUACCAAGCGCGUGGCCACUUUGACGAGCUCAUUUCGCUCCUGGAGGCCGGCCUUGGCCUCGAGCGUGCUCACAUGGGCAUGUUCACCGAGCUCGCCAUCCUCUACUCCAAGUUCCGCCCCGAGAAGAUGAUGGAGCACCUCAAGCUCUUCUGGUCGCGCGUCAACAUUCCCAAGGUGCUGCGCGCCGCCGAGGAUGCCCACCUCUGGCAAGAGCUCGUCUUCCUGUACGUCCACUAUGACGAGUUUGACAACGCAGCCCUGACCAUGAUGCGUCACCCCGUCGACGCCUGGGAGCACGCCAAGUUCAAGGAUGUCAUUGGCAAGGUUGCCAACUCGGAGCUCUACCACAAGGCGCUCCAGUACUACCUCGACUACCAGCCGCUGCUCCUCAACGAGCUGCUGACGGUGCUCAUUCCCCGCAUCGACCACGCUCGCGCCGUCUCGUUCUUUGCCAAGCAAAAGCAACUCGCCCUCGUCAAGCCCUACCUUGUCGCCAUCCAGAGCAACAACCUCAAGCCCGUCAACGAGGCCUACAACCAGCUGCUCAUCCAAGAGGAGGACUAUGUCAAGCUCCGCGCCUCGGUCGACGGCCACGACAACUUUGACAAUGUCGCCCUCGCCCAGCAACUCGAAAAGCACGAGCUCAUCGAGUUCCGCCGCAUUGCCGCCUACCUGUACAAGCGCAACGGCCGCUGGCAGUUCUCGGUCGAGCUUUGCAAGCAAGACCGCCUCUUCCGCGACGCCAUGGAGUACGCCGCCGAGUCCAAGGACCAGGAGCUCGCCGAGUCGCUCUUGUCGUACUUUGUCCAGCAAAAGAACAACGAGUGCUUUGCCGCCGCCCUCUUUACCUGCUACGACCUUCUCCGACCGGACGUGGUGCUCGAGCUUGCUUGGUCGCACAACAUUUUGGACUUUGCCAUGCCCUACAUUAUCCAGACCACUCGCGAGUACCUUGGCAAGGUCGACCAGCUCUUUGCCAAGCACGAGGAGAAGAAGGACCAGGAGGAGGACGCCGCUGCCGCCCCCGUCCCGCUCAUGUACGGCCAGCCCCAGCUCAUGCUCGGCGCCCCUGGCAUGAACACGAUGCUGCCCCCAGGCGCAUACGGUGGCUAUGGUGUUCCCCAACAAGGCUUUGGCCAAUACUAAAAAAAAAAAAAGGUUGGCUUGAUUUUUUUUUCUCUUUGUUGAUGAGCGCCCGCGGUCCGACUUGAUGGAAGGCUUUGGGCUAGUGUGUGUGUGUGUGUGCUGUGAAUUUGCCCUUUGAGUGGUUUUUGUGUGUGUCUUUUCUGGUGGGAUUUUGUUGCUCUUUUCUUUUUUCUUUUUGGUGUUGGUUUUUUUUUUAUUUCGUGUCAUGUUCUCGCAGAGGGGGGCGAGGUGGGCCGCAAACCUGUUGUUUUUGCUGUGCAUGCUUUGUCCUUGUCUUUUUCUUUCCUGGCCUGUUGUAACCUUGUGAAUGCUCCUUCUCUGCGUUCUUCCUCGUCUUCUUUUGUUGUCUGUUAAAAAGCAAAUGCAAAGUUCCAAGUUCUUGU